UGUAGAGUGGCCGUUGAGGGUGAGGGUGAUGUGUUGUGGGUGCGUUACAUGACUGAGCAUGGACUGAGCACUACUUUUCCUUUAAAUAAGUAAUACGGCUGGUUAUUUGUACUAUAGAGAAGUUCAUUGAUAAAGUUUCACUCUGUAUAUUACAAUCGAGGUUUUCCCUGUAGACUGGAAUAAAGAAGGUUGGAUGAUACGACACGGGUCCAUUUUAAUCGAUUAAGUAAUCUACUCUAGUCUCUACCACAUCACUAAAGAUUCAAGAUUUUAAGAAACAAACUGUCAAAAACGUAAACAGAAAUAUAGCGCGCUGCCGCGCUCUUGGUCGAUUGUUUAUGUUUUUUCUGUGUUUGCUUUCGUUUAUUUUAAAUAAAUUUAAAUUUACAUGCAGUGCACGUAUUAAUCUCUUAUUCGUGAGUAUAAUAACCAACCAAAAUGCCUAAAGCGAUGCGGGAAAUGUUGGAAAAAGGUUAUUCCAUUGAUGAACCGGACCGUAUGCCUGAAAACAUUGAGAUUACUAACUUCGACAUCUUGAUGUAUGUUUUGGCUAUCGCCGGCCACUUUGUGGACAUGGCAGUGGACACCAACAUCGCAGUUCGGUAUUACUUGGCCCAUAAGUACAUGGAGUUUGGAUGGACCUUUCUUUUCAUAGUGCUCCCAGCGGUGGUCAAUACUGCAGUCUCAGCUAGAAUGUACUCUCAGGACCAGCAGCAGGACACGGAGCCGGACCAGUUCACGAAGAGGCGAAAACUCCGCAUCAUCAUGCUGAUACUACUGAUGGCUCCCGUCAUGCGGGUCACUGAUGCCCUGAUCUAUGCACUAAAGUCCCGCAAGGCGGAGCGCAAGCGCGACCUGUCAUCACAACGUCUGUACUACAAGCUGAUGCUGAAGGAAGACUCGGACGCGGCGCUGCUGAAGGUGUUCGAGUGCUUCCUGGAGGCCGCGCCGCAGCAGGUGCUGCAGAUGAGCCUGCUCAUGUGGGGCGAGGAGAGGUUCACGUUGCACCAGAGCCUCUCGAUCGCCUCCUCCGUGGUGGGCAUGGGCUGGUGCCUGGCGGCGUACCAGCGCGCCGUGCGGUUCACGCAGCAGGACAAGCUCAACAUGAACUGGGUCGGCAGCCUGCUGCAGACGCUGUGGCAUUUUCUGGUUUCAUUGAGCAGAAUAACGGCGAUAGCAGCGAUGGCGUACCUGUUCCCGCACUGGAUCACGCUCGCUUGCGCCGUCCACAUCUUAUUUAUGACCACGUGGCUGCAGUUCUUCGACAAGUCGCCAUUUUGUGCGCAAAACAAAAUGGCCGACAUUUUAUUCUCCCUAGCAUUAGGCGCCGUUUACAUCUUCACUUAUAUUUUACCGAUUGAAGGAAGAACUCGGUAUAGAUUUGCCACGUUUUAUACGCUAUGUUUUAUUGAGAACACAGCGAGCGGUGUUAUCUGGUAUUUGUAUGCCGCGGAUACUAUAAGCCCAGUGUAUUACUACUCAAUUUUGGGGCUGAGUGUAGUUCCGUUUGUGGUAGGGAUAGUGUUUAUGUUGGUGUACUAUGCGUUUUUGCACCCUAAAGUUAGGAGAGGGGUCAGAGAUUUCACGAUUACGUACAAAACUAAUGGGGAUGUGCCAGAGAUUGAAACUACAUAAGUGGCCUGAAUAUGAUGUUCAAAUGCCAAACCUACUUUUCGAAUAUUUUUACCUGUCUUUCGCAGUGGCGAUAAGAUUUUGCAUUUCAGUAUUAAACUAAAAUAGUACUUAAAUAUUGUUGAACAAGCAUUUUAUUACUUUUAAGUGGAACAUUAAGUACAGAGUUUUUUGUAUUUACUUUAUAGGUACAAACUUUUGUAACC
Molecule: messenger RNA, 1838 nt
Organism: Plutella xylostella (diamondback moth)
Lineage: Eukaryota; Metazoa; Arthropoda; Insecta; Lepidoptera; Plutellidae
Product: XK-related protein 6
Biological process (GO): engulfment of apoptotic cell; apoptotic process involved in development; phosphatidylserine exposure on apoptotic cell surface
Cellular component (GO): plasma membrane
Source: RefSeq, a predicted model, not a curated record